AUGCCAAAUCCAUUUCAUGAACCACAGAUUAGAAUAUUAAAAGAAGCAUUUCCAGAUAUUGACAUAUUAACUAUUGACGAAGCUCUUUAUUCAGCUCGAGGCGAUAUUAAUACAGCAUUUGAUAUGUUAUUAGAGCCCAAUAGUCCAACCAAGUCAACACACUCUUCAGAAACAACACUAUUUUCUCCGAUUAACAAAACUAAAUCACCAACUGUUCGCGAAGAGUUGGCUCAAUGGCGUCAGGAACUUUAUGUAGAAAGUCGAUUGAAAGCCGAGAGAGAUAUGAAUAGAAAGACGAACAAUGGAUCAUUUUUAAGCUUACCAAGGCGUAUAAAAAAUAACCCAUUCAUACAUCAUAGCGAUGGUCAUAGUAAUAAUGACAGAAAUAGAGUACAUCGUUUGGAAAACACAGUUAAAUAUCAAUCACAGUGUUCAUCAAUAACUGCUAUAGGAUAUCCCAAUAUCGUAUUUACCACUUCAAUUCGAUCAACUCCAAAUCGCUCUACCUUGCCACCACCAGUACCGCCAAGACGAUUAACUGUCGGAGAAGUUCGUACAAACCCCUUUCUAUCAGAAUUACCAAACAAUAGCAAUUCAUCACCGCAGCUAUUGGUCAAUACUCCUCCUCCUUCAAGAAGACUAAAUACAAUCACACAUCAUCAACGAGCAAUAGACGAAGGAGCAGUCAAUAACCCUUUCGACGAACCUGAUAUGCCUCCUCCUGCAUAUCAAGAUAUACAAAAAGACACUCUUGUGCAUCUCACUCCGUAA
This is a messenger RNA of Rhizopus microsporus ATCC 52813, 771 nucleotides long. RefSeq lists its product as uncharacterized. Bases 1 to 771 code for a protein of 256 amino acids. The transcript is spliced from 8 exons. Gene Ontology annotation, molecular function: ubiquitin binding. The record is from RefSeq and is a predicted model, not a curated record. NCBI's taxonomy places the organism in Eukaryota, Fungi, Mucoromycota, Mucoromycetes, Mucorales, Rhizopodaceae.